AUGAAUUCUCUUAUUUUUAUUUUUCUUGUGGUCCUAGCUCCUCAUGUUGUUCUUUCUAGAGGAAUUAGGAGAACUGAAGAAAUAACAUUAUUUGAUCAAAAUUACAAGGUUACAUGGGGUGCCAAUCAUGUUAUAAACCAAGGAAAAGAAGUUCAACUCAAUAUGGAUAACUCAUCAGGAUCAGGCUUUGCAUCUAAGAUAAAUUAUGGUUCUGGAUUUUUUCAUUUGAAGAUCAAAGUACCAGGUAGAAACUCUGCAGGUGUUGUCACAGCUUAUUACUUAAUAUCAGAAGGAAAUAAUCACGACGAAUUAGACUUUGAAUUUUUGGGCAAUAGUGAAGGGAAGUCAUAUUCAUUACAGACUAAUGUAUGGACAAAUGGUGAAGGGGGUAGAGAACAAAGAAUUCAACUUUGGUUUGAUCCCACAUCUAAUUUCUAUGAGUACAAAAUUCUUUGGAAUCAACAUCAAAUUGUAUUUUAUGUGGACAAUAUCCCUAUAAGGAUAUACAAGAACAAUAGCAAUAUUGGAGUUGGCUACCCAACAAAAGCUAUGCAAAUACAAGCAAGUUUGUGGAAUGGUGAAAAUUGGGCAACAGAUGGAGGUCAAACAAAAAUAAAUUGGACAUAUGCACCUUUCAAAGCAAAUUUUCAAGGAUUUGAUGUUAGUGGAUGUCAAAGUCAAACCCUAAUUGAUUCAAAUUGUGUUUCUGAUCAUUUUUGGUGGAAUAACAAAACUUUUUGGCAAUUGGAUUCUACAUCACAAAGGCAAUAUGAAGAUGUAAAAGUAAAAUAUGUGACAUAUGAUUAUUGUAAAGAUAGACAAAGGUAUCCUACAUCUCCUAUAGAGUGCUUACAUUGA
Molecule: messenger RNA, 858 nt
Organism: Lathyrus sativus (Indian pea)
Lineage: Eukaryota; Viridiplantae; Streptophyta; Magnoliopsida; Fabales; Fabaceae
Source: the annotation of a GenBank genome assembly